CAUAGUGGGGUCAGGUGGAUUAGUAAUUUUAAGGUAUUUUUAAUUUUGAAAAUUGGUAAUAUAUAUUUUAUUGGAAUGUGUUUACAAUAUUUUUAGAGUGUCUUAUUUGGAAUAGUUUGCAACCACGUGUGUUAUUGAAAUAUUUAUUGGACUUAAAUUGCAUUUUAAUGGAUUAAAGAUUUGCAUUUAAAUCAAUGAACGGGUGCUAGAAAGUGAAACAGUGAAAUCAAACAUCUGGAGACAGAAGUAUUUGGAAGAUGACAUUCGCUUGACGUUCGCAUACCUUCAAUUUUAUGGCGGGAUGUAAUUCAACUGAAAUUAAUCUCGUUGUGGAUGUAUAAGUUAUGAUCUCGUAAUUGGAUUACGUUUAUAUAUACAGUCAUUGAAAUACCAGGCAAUUAAUCGCUUAAAAAGGAUUAAUUUCGCAAAGAAAACCCGGAUUAUAUUUUUUUCGCGCGGGGAAGUGAUUUUUGUUUCGUUUUGUUUAUUAUUAUUCAUAGAGUGAAACUUCGAACACAAAUUUGGAUAAUUUGUAUUAAACAGCGUUUUUUGGUCGUUUCUGUGAUUUUUGGAGUGAAUUUUUGACUAACUCCAUUAUUGUAAGUAAUGGUGCUAGAACCGCGUUGUGCUAAAAAUAGCGAACGGAAUAUGACGUCAUCAUGCCAGUGUCAGCACGUGACGAGCAGGUCAAGGACAAAGUUGAAACCAUUGACAAUGAGGUCGAUUCAGAUUCUGGAUAUACGUGUGAUUCUUAUUCUUGGAUUAUGUAUAGCAGCUACACCUGUCUUUGCUCAAAAUAUUUUAGGCGACUGUCCGGUGCAAUACUCAGCAGGUGCUUGUAACGUCAGCUGUUCACGUGAUGUCGACUGCGCGCGCAACAGUCGUUGCUGUGAUACAACAGACUGUGACGCCACACAAUGUGUAGCAGCCCUGUUUUCAACUUUUGAGGCUCGUGCGCAUGUUCAUAUACCCUGGUCUGAAGAUUACUCGGACCUUGAGGCCCCGACAUCACGUGGGCUCAUCAGCAAUCUCACCUUAUGGCUGCAGUGUGCGUUCAACGCUACCAGCUUCUCGGCGGAUAUUUUCAUCACUGCAUUUAUGGCUAGCCAGGGAAAUGAAGUAAUCGUCAUGUUUGAAAUCAAAGACGUUUCACAGAAAACCACUGUUAAUGCACUUGACGUACUGUAUGACGCGCUUCAAGACAUGGUCGAUAAAGACGGUUACUAUAACACCACGCAGUUUGAAAUAAAUGGAACUUCAAUUGCUACCGAUGGUUCUUCAACGUCAUCCUUGUCAAUUUCGACAUCAACAAUGGCGUCAUCAGAAUCAACGUCGCCUAGCCAGUCUAUGACGUCAACCAUGUCCGUUUCGCCGACGUCAAUGACGUCUUCAUCAGUGACGUCGUCAAGCGUUGAUGUGACGUCAAUAUCAUCGACACCAGUUCAAAGUAGCUCUGUUGACAGCAGUACAAGUACUGUUACAACAACAACGGAUGUAUCUACGUCGUCUUCCCAAGCUUCAACAAUGACGUCUUCACAUGACGGCACAAAAUCCACUGCUUCUGUCUUAGGGACAUCCACAACAACAACAAUGAAAACAUCUGAAGCGUCCUCUUUAACUCCGACGCCAUCUUCCAUGUCCACGACACAGUCGUCAACCACCGAAUCUCAACCACAAUCGUCAAUGUCAACAUCCCAAAAAGGAUCGACUUCGUCUACAUUUAUAGCACCAACGUCCUCGACAUCGGUUUCUGCGACAAUAGCAACGUCAAGUUAUGUAACACCGUCGUCAAGCACAGAAAGUAUAAAAUCGACGUCUUCGUCAGAAAACACAACGCCGUCUUCAACGUCAGUAAACAUAAAACCAACAUCAACCUCAGCAUAUACAUCAGAAAUGCAAACGACAAAUCACACAACGCCGAUGUCAACGCCAGAAAACACAACGCCGACAUCAUCAAGCGUAACAACGAUGUUAUCAAGUGUUUCUGCAUCGUCAUCAUCAACUGAUUCUUCGACUUCAUCAAGCGUUCUUGCUACGUCAACUAGCUUCUACACGACGUCAUCAAGCGUAGCAUCGACAUCAUCAAGCGUUGAAUCGAGUUCAACAUCAAGUGUUUCUCUGACAUCAUCAAGCGUUUCUCCGACAUUAUCAAGCGUUGAAUCGAGUUCAACAUCAAUUGUUGAAUCGAGUUCAAAAUCAAGCGUUUCUCCGACAUCAUCAAGCGUUUCUCCGACAUCAUCAAGCGUUAUUUCGACGUCAUCAAGCGUUUCUCCGACGUCAUCAAGCGUUAUUUCGACGUCAUCAAGCAUUUCUCCAACAUCAUCAAGCGUUUCUCCGACGUCAUCAAGCGUUAUUUCGACGUCAUCAAGCAUUUCUCCAACAUCAUCAAGCGUUUCUCCGACAUCAUCAAGCGAUGAAUCGACUUCAACAUCAAUCGUUGAAUCGAGUUCAAAAUCAAGCGUUUCUCCGACAUCAUCAAGCGUUUCUCCGACAUCAUCAAGCGUUAUUUCGACGUCAUCAAGCGUUUCUCCGACGUCAUCAAGCGUUAUUUCGACGUCAUCAAUUAUUUCUCCAACAUCAUCAAGCGUUUCUCCGACGUCAUCAAGCGUUAUUUCGACAUCAUCUAGCGUUUCUCCGACAUCAUCAAGCGUUUCUCCGACGUCAUCAAGCGUUUCACCGACAUCAUCACGCGUUUCUCCGACAUCUUCAAGCGUUUUUCCGACAUCGUCAAGCGUUUCUCCGACAUCAUCAAGCGUUUCACCGAUGUCAUCAAGCGUUUCGACGACACCAUCCAGCGUUGAAUCGAGUUCAACAUCUAGCGUUUCACCGACAUCGUCAAGCGUUUCUCCGACAUCAUCAAACAUUGAAUCGAGUUCAACAUCACGCGUUUCGCCGACAUCGUCAAGCGUUUCUCUGACAUCAUCAAGUGUUUCUCCGACAUCGUCAAGCGUUUCUCCGACGUCAUCAAGCGUUUCUCCGACUUCAUCCAGCGUUUCUCCGACAUCAUCAAGCGUUUCUCCGACAUCGUCAAGCGUUUCACUGACAUCAUCAAGCGUUGAAUCGAGUCCAACAUCAAGCGUUUCGCUGACAUCUUCAAGCGUUUCACCGACAUCAUCAAGCGUUUUUCCGACUUCAUCAUCUAUGUCAACUUCGCCGUACACUUCAACAGAAAUGACGCCAUCCCCGUCUGAAACCUCGUCAAUACCUUUAUCAAGUACUACUGCAACUUCACAAUCAACAGCUAUGACAUCAUCUGCGACGUCUUCAAGCGUUGACACAACAUCACCAACAAGCACAGUUUUAUCGUCAACGUCAGUAGUUAAAACUAGUUCUACGUCAAUGCAUUCUGCUACGUCAACGACGUCAUUAGUAUCGUCAUUGUCAACAGACACUUAUACAACUACAUCAGCUACGUCGACAUCAGGUUUACACACUUCUAUGGCAACAGCCGUAUCUACAUCAUCAGCAAUUGCUCCAACAUCAUCAUCAGAGAUGACAAAAACCUCCUCUAGUCUAAUGACGUCUUCAAUAACGGGAUCGACGUCUUCAGCGACAUCGGUUGCAUCCUCGACCGAUUCUACAUCAGCAUCUACAUCAGUUAUGAGCUCAACUUCAAUAUCUGAAACGAGUUCCAUGACUUCAACGUCAUCAAUGACUUCGAUACACGAGACAUCCUCAAGUACAUCGUCUAGUGACACAUUGACGUCUUCAUCACAUACAUCAACUAUUGGAACUUCUUCAACCUCUAUGUUGAUAACAUCGACAUCGAUUGAUGUUACAAAAUCGAUCGAACCAACAUCAACGGUGAUUGUGUCGUCAACUUCAGAAAUGGCAACCACUCUAAUUGCAACGAACUCUUCUUCAAUUCAGCCAACAUCAACGAUAAGUGUCAGUCCAACUUCGUUGCAGACAUCAGUAACAUCUUUGACCACAAGUGACAUGGAGAAAACGUCAUCACACUCUGUUAUGACGUCAAGAGAAACAACGUCGUCACACUCUAUAAUGACGUCAGCAGCAACAACGUCGUUUUCAAGUGACGUCAGUGUUAGAUCUUCUACGACGUCAUCAACACAUGUUAGUCCUACGUCAUCUAUAACCUCGUCAUCAACAUCAGCACAUAUUAGUCCGACGUCAUCUAUGACCUCGUCAUCAACAUCAACACACGUUAGUCCUACGUCAACUAUGACCACGUCAUCAGCAUCAACAUACGUUAGUCCAACGUCAACCGUCACCCCAGCAACAACGACGCCAUCUCCUGGGCGAGUUAUGUACCGCGGAAGCAUGCGCAUACUUUCAGGCGUCACGUGGUCUGAUGAUCUCUACUAUAUGACGUCAUCUGCCUAUGAAGAGCUUACAACAAGAAUGACAAAUAUGGUUAAAUCUGUGUUCGAUGUAUCACCGUCAUUUCCGGCGCGGUUUGUCGGAUUUUCUGACGUCAUCUUUAGUUUCAACCAAUCAUCUGUGGACAUGGAUUACGUCAUAACGCUGAUGGAAGACACGCCUGGGUCUUUGACACCUCAGAUGGUCACUGAAAAGUUCGUUUCUGCAAACAACGAGUCCUUGUUCUCAGACUCAGAGGGCUUGUUAAGCGUUGACCAAAUUUAUCACGAAGUCAUGGAUGCAUCGACAACCACUUCUACUCCAGUCAUUACAUCAACACCAUCCAUCAGUAUGACGUCAUCAGAUACGUCAUUCACACCAACGUCGACUGCAACAAGUUCACCAUCAUCCACAUUGAUGACUUCAUAUAUUACAUCGGCGUCAUCGACGUCAGUAACAGAAUCGACACCAUCACCUUCAAGCAGUGUAAUGGCAACGACAUCGAUAGUUACAGAACCAACGUCAUCGAAAACCUCAAUGACGCCAACCAUAACACCGACGUCAUCGUCAAUGGCGUCAUCCAUACCUAUGACGUCAUCUGUUACAACGACGCCAGCUCCAAGAAUGGUUCGAAUGGACGGAAGUUUGCGGAUAACGGCUGGCGUCCAAUACUCACAAGCGCUUGAAAAUACGACGUCGGCAGAAUACAAAGAACUUGCCGACGACAUCGAACUCAAGUUGCAAACGCUGAUGGCAGCCAACCCUGACCUGGGAACUCGAUUCAGAGGCAUCACAAACAUUCGCUUCAGCCAAGGAAGCGUGAUUGUCUCUUUCUCCAUGAACUUCGAAGAUGACGUCACACAACCAAUUUCCGAAGGUGAUGUCACGAGUGCCUUGCAGACAGGUGUGACGUCAGGAGGGUUUGGAAACCUUACUGUUGAUCAAACAUCUAUAAACGUAGCAGAAGUACGACAAACGACAUCAACUACAGUUCGAAUGACGCCGACUUCAACUGUAACAAUGACGUCAUCUUCUUCAGUUUUGCCAACGUCCACAUCGACAAUGCAAACUACGUCAGUAAUGCCGACGUCUACAUCGACAAUGCAAACUACGUCAGUUAUGCCGACGUCAAGCGUAGAAAGUACGUCUGUUAUGCCAACUUCCACAUCGACAAUGCAAACAACAUCUGUUAUGCCGACUUCAACCGUAGAAAGUACGUCUGUUAUGCCGACGUCAACCGUAGAAAGUACGUCAGUUAUGCCAACGUCCACUUCAGCAAUGCAAACUACGUCUAUUAUGCCGACGUCAUCAUCUUCAAUGCAAACGUCUGUAAUGGCGACGUCAACAGCUGAAAGUACGUCCGUAAUGCCGCCAUCCACAUCUACAACUGUUACACCGACGUCCACAUCGACAAUGCAAACUACGUCAGUUAUGGCGACGUCCACAGUUGAAAGUACGUCAGUAAUGCCAACGUCCACAUCAACAAUGCAAACUACGUCAGUAAUGCCAACGUCAACAUCAACAAUGCAAACUACAUCAGUUAUGCCGACGUCCACAUCAACAAUGCAGACUACGUCAAUAAUGCCGACGUCCAAAGUUGAAAGUACGUUAGUAAUGCCAACGUCCACAUCAACAAUGCAAACUACGUCAGUAAUGCCGACGUCAACAUCAACAAUGCAAUCUACAUCUGUUAUGCCGACGUCCACAUCAGCAAUGCAAACUACGUCAGCUAUGCCGACGUCCACAUCAACAAUGCAAACUUCGUCAGUUAUGCCAACGUCGACAUCAACAAUGCAAACUACGUCAGUAAUGCCAACGUCCACAUCAACAAUGCAAACUACGUCAGUUAUGCCAACGUCGACAUCAACAAUGCAAACUACGUCAGUAAUGCAAACGUCCACAUUAACAAUGCAAACUACGUCAGUAAUGCCAACGUCCACAUCAACAAUGCAAACUACGUUAGUUAUGCCAACUUCGACAACAACAAUGCAAACUACGUCAGUUAUGCCAACGUCCACAUCGAUAAUGCAAACUACGUCAGUUAUGCAAACAUCCACAUCGACAAUGCAAACUACGUCUGUUAUGCCGACGUCCACAGUCGAAAGUACGUCAGUUAUGCCAACGUCCACAUCAACAAUGCAAACAACGUCAGUUAUGCCGACGUCUACCUCGACAAUGCAAACUACGUCAGUUAUGCCGACGUCCACAGUUGAAAGUACGUCAGUUAUGCCGACGUCCACAUCGACAAUGGAAACUACGUCAGUAAUGCCAACUUCCACAUCAGCAAUGCAGACUACGUCAGUUAUGCCGACGUCAACAUCGACAAUGCAAACUACAUCUGUUAUGCCGACGUCCACGUCGACAACACAAACUACGUCAGUAAUGCCGACGUCUACAUCGACAAUCCAAACUACGUCAGUUAUGUCAACGUCCACAUCGACAAUGCAAACUACGUCUGUUAUGCCGACGUCCACAUCGACAAUGCUGACUACGUCAGUAAUACCAACGUCAACAUCAACAAUGCAAACUACAUCUGUUAUGCCGACGUCCACAUCGACAAUGCAAACCACGUCAGUUAUACCGACGUCCACAUCAACAAUGCAAACUACGUCAGUUAUGCCAACGUCCAUAUCAACAAUGCAAACUACGUCAGUUAUACCGACGUCCACAUCAACAAUGCAAACUUCGUCAGUUAUGCCAACGUCCACAUCAACAAUGCAAACUACGUCAGUUAUGCCGACUUCUACCUCGACAAUGCAAACUACGUCUGUUAUGCCAACGUCCUCGUCAACAAUGCAAACUUCGUCAGUUAUGCCGACGUCCACAUCAACAAUGCAAACUACGUCAGUUAUGCCUACGUCUACCUCGACAAUGCAAACUUCGUCUGUUAUGCCAACGUCUACAUCGACAAUGCAAACCACGUUAGUUAUGCCGACGUCAACAUCAACAAUGCAAACUACGUCUGUUAUACCAACGUCAACAUCGACAAUGCCAACUACAUCUGUUAUGCCGACGUCAACCGUAGAAAGUACGUCAGUUAUGCCAACUUCUACAUCGACAAUGCAAACUACGUCAGUUAUGCCGACGUCUACCUCGACAAUGCAAACUACGUCAGUUAUGCCAACGUCCUCGUCAACAAUGCAAACUACGUCAGUUAUGCCAACGUCAUCGUCAACAAUGCAAACUACGUCAGUUAUGCCGACGUCCACAUCGACAAUGCAAACUACCUCUGUAAUACCAACGUCCACAUCGACAAUGCAAACUACGUCAGUUAUACCGACGUCCACAUCAACAAUGCAAACUACGUCAGUUAUGCCGACGUCCACAUCAACAACGCAAACUACGUCAGUUGUACAGACGUCCACAUCAACAAUGCAAACUACGUCAGUUAUGCCGACGUCCACGUCAACAAUGCAAACUACGUCUGUAAUGCAAACGUCGACAUCAACAAUGCAAACUACGUCAGUUAUGCCGACGUCCACGUCAACAAUGCAAACUACGUCUGUAAUGCAAACGUCGACAUCAACAAUGCAAACUACGUCGGUUAUGCCAACCUCAACGUCAUCUGUACAAACUACGUCAGUUACACAAACGUCAUCUUCAGUUGUACCCACGUCGUCGUCAACAAUGCAAACUACUUCGAUAACACCAACGUCGACAGUGGAAACCACCUCAACUAUUCAAACAUCGACGUCAUCUUUUACACCAACGUCGUCUUCAACAGUCGAAACGACUUCAAUAAGUCCACCAACAUCAACAUCAAGUGUUAUGACAACUACAAUCGUUUCAACGUCAACCAUUUCACCGACGUCGUCAUCCACUGUUACACCAACAAGCAGCGUGACGCCUACAACGCCUACGACGCAAGCGCCGACUACGGAUAGUGGCGCGCGGUUUAAGAUACGAGGUUCUCUGAGAAUCACGGCAGGAGCGGUGUGGAAUGAAUCUUUAGGGAAUCAGGAGACGCAGGAUUACAAGAAUCUAUUGGCGGAUUUCGAAAAUGAGAUGGACUUCGUUCUCAUGAACAACGCGGCCCUCCGUAGUAGAUACAAGGGACUUGAAGAUGUUUCAUUCAGCGAAGGCAGUGUCAUUGUCAACUACACACUUCUAUUCAGUGUAAACGAAAAUAUACCGAUAUCGAGCGAUUACGUCACUUCCGUUAUCCGAGCGGCAGCAGUUAAUAGCUCAUCAACUUCGUUCCAGGAUUUCAAAGUUGAUCCGAACAGCAUAACUAAUUCUGUUGUCAUAGUGCCGACCACGCCCACUGCAUCUACUCCAACCACCCCGCCGACAACAAUACCGGAAUCAACGACCAUGACACCGGAAGUUAUGAAGGCACUUCCGAACUGGGCCAUCGCAGUGAUUGCGUGUGGCGCAGCUGUGUUGUUAUUCCUGCUCAGCCUUAUUUGUGUUCUGUGCCGCCGACGUCACGUGACUCAUAAAUAUGCGCUGGAAGAUCCUGAUGACAUCAACUAUACUCGAACUUGGGCCAAGGACACCAGCCAAAACAAUAUGACGUACGCUUAUGACAACCAGGUGGAUGUUUCGGACGUGGCUGAAUCAGGACAGGUGAAAGCACCAGUCCCUCACUACAAUCUCACUGAUCGAGACGUGAGGGAGGGAAAUGGAACAGCAACUGGGGUGUCACGUGAAAAUAGGACAGCUGAUCCGAAUAAAGUCACUGUUCUUUGAUAGAAAAUCAAAGUAUAGUGUUUAACAAAUUAUAUGUAUAUAAAUUAAUGAAUAUACACGAUUGGCCGCCUUCGAAUGGUCAAGCAAACAGAGGAGUUUUGUAUUAUUACGACAAUACAAAAACGUUUUACGAUCAGGACACAGACACGUGGGAAACGAAAAUGUGAUCACGUGACAUUACAUCAUAUCUAUGUGUAUAUAUAUAGAACAUUUUACGAACAUGUAGCUUACACUAUGGAAACGAAUUUGUACUUACACUAUCCUAUUGCCACAACAACAAAGAUGUUUAACGGCUAGGAAGCGACAAUGUAAUCACAUGAUUUAAGUGCGGUGUCUGAAUAACAUUUAUCGGCCAGGAAACUGACACGGUCGAACCAAAAGCGUGAUCCAAAAUCUUCAAGCCGUUUUACGCCCCGUAAACUAGCACAGCAGAAGCGAAAAAAGGGAUCGCAAAGACUUAUUUUGCAAUAAACAAAAUGUUUGAUCAUGUCACCGUAAGAUGCACUUGCUGAAUGAGACGCUGUUUUCAUGUAACUAUGUUUCCAUACAUAUAUGCUCAGAGUGAAGUGGUGCUGUUUACACAAUAUAAUCAUACAAGAUUAAUUUCAUCUACAUUGUAAAUUGAAUAUCCUUCUUUUCGAACAUUUGUUGACCGUAAAUUGAAGGGCAUUAAGGCUGAGCCAUUCGAAAAUCGCUGAAAACGAGACAUAUCCUACCAUCAUACAUAACAUACAUAUCUUUAUUGUAAAGAAGUAGAAUAUUUAACACUUACAAUAGUUACGAUAUUUGCACAGUGUGUGUGUAAAAUGUUUAAGGUACAUAUCAUUUCAGAUAUCCAUUAUAAUUGAAUCUUAUUAUUUUUGCUCAUUUUUGUAUUAAUUUUAAACAUCUUUGCAUGGCGGUAAACUCUUGGCCAUUUUCACGAAAAAAUAUUAAGCCGUUUGAUAAUUAUUUUCCAAUUUAUGUAAAACAUAUAAAUUAUAAGUGCUAGGCUUUAAUUUGACAUUUUCAUGUACUUGUAUUCUGCUAACAAAUAAUUGAUUAUGAUAAAAUGAGUAACGUAUCUCACCUAUUUACUUUAGUUAUUAAUUCCAUGAUUACUAAUGUCUUUUACCAAUACUUUUCAUCAUUUUAGAUUAGUAAAAAUAUCUACUAUACGUGCUAGGCUUUAUGUUGGCCCUGAAAUGCAUUUAUAUAAUAUGGUGUACUAUUUGAUGAAUAUUUUCCAUAAGUAACGUAUCAUACAAUUUCCAGUAAUAUUUAUCAUAACAUCAGUAAUGUAUGUCACCUUUGUUUCGUUGUAUUCCCAUCAGUGAACUUAAGUAUUUUACGGUAUUGGCAGUGUUUCAUUGUGUUAUUCCGUAGCAAGUCUCUCUAAUAUAAUCCUGUUUUAUAUAGAAAUUUAACAGUCUGGAUAAACUGUAUGUUCUAAUAAGUGAAUCAAUUAAAAGGUAGUGUGUAAUUUACAUUCAAGUUACGGUGUUUACAUGUUGAUUAGAAUCCUGUUUAAUGUACAUUCCAUUUAGAAGAUUACAUGUAUAUUGGUACCUUAGAGUUACGGAGACUACAUGUUGAUUAGAAAACUGUAUUCCAUUGAUGAAGAUAGCAUGUAUUAGUACUUCCCCCUAACGGAGAUUACAUUUGUAUUCAAAUACUGUUUUGAUGCUUUUGUGGUCAGAUAUUUGAUCAAAUAUAAAUGAUAAAAAAUGAUUUGUAAAUAUAAGUUUUGUGUAAUAUUCGCUCACAACGCAUUGCCUUAUUGUAUAUAUGUGUUAUAUAGUCAUGAGUAUAUAUAUAUAUUAUAUUAUAAUGGUCAGUAUGUCUACUGACUUGUAAGCAGAAAUUUGUGAAGAAAUGUAUGUAUCCUAGAUUACUGUAUGUUGCUUUAAUUUCGCGAGGUGUUUAUGUUAGCGAGAACAUGCGAUCGUAGAUUACGAUAUGAACUUAACCUUUAUUCAUAAUUCAGAUUCUAUAGUUGCUUAAACAUAUUUUAUUUCAUUUUUGAUGUCGGGUUCCUUUAAAGAAGGAAAUUUAACAUGAUUAUGACGUGAGAAACUUGAACUCUUAUUUUAAUGUUAGAUCUUAAAUAUAUGCAGAGUGAAUCAUUUAUAUAGAAGCCGGUUUUUGGGGUAGCGAAAUAUUACGACUAACCGGCCGCUGUACUGCCUAAAACUACAAUCACGAUUAAAGGACCUCGCGAAGUUAAACUCGAUUGAAUUACUAGUAUGAUGUUGAUAAUACUCAUAUUAUCGAGUGUGUUCUAAUUUAUGACUUAGCUGUAUAAUAGUUUAAAUAUCUGUUCGAAGGUAAUUCGCUUUGCAUAGAUUCUCGCCUUUAGUCUCCAUAAGCUGCAUGUAGAAAAAUGAUUGAGAAAUGGGUUCGAUACUUGAAAACUAUGAACAAUGUGAUGUUAAUACCAAAUAGACAAUUAAUGGAUAUGGCCCUGGAUUACCUUUUCCUGUAUAAUGCAUGCCAAAUAUAUAUUAAUCUUCAACUUACUUUGAUGUAUUAAAACAUUUCAAUAAUUUCUAUAUACUAUGUGAGAAAUACCGCCUAAUAAUAAUGUGCCUUAAUCAUUGUUGUUUUGCCUUUUUUAUACUUUUAAGUAUGUACUGAUGAACAGUGAAUGGAUUAAAAUGAUCACACAUAUAGUGUUCAUACAAAUACAUUUGAUAUACUUUUGAAUGAGCUUAAUCGUCUUGAAGAGAAGAAUCUUAAUUGUAAACAUUUAAUGGGUCGUUUUUUUCAGAACAUUGUUAACGUGAAAUAUAUAAUGAUGUGCUCACAUCUUUAAAUAAAAUAAAAUUCAGCCGAACCAGUUGUCUUAAAUGUUGUUAGGAUUCAGAAAGUGCAUUUAUUUUUGACUGCAUGUUUAAGCUGUGAUUUUGUAUUGCAAAACGGAUUUUGCAGACAACUUAUGAUAAUUGAUACUAUGAUAGUUUAUGAAGUUGGACUUAGUCAUAUUUCUUGUCUCAAAACAUGAAUGUAACAUGCAUAUUUACACUUUCAAAACAUAUCUUGAUAAUCGACAAUAACAUUCCAUAUUGUAGCAUCGAGCUAUUGUAAUAGUAUUAUUCUGUUAUUUCAAUAAUAUCUGUCUCUUUUGCGUUUGUGGACAAAUGUACUUUCAUUCCACAAACAAUGAACUUCACCAAACUUAACGCUUUUCAGUAAGAAUAUUAAUAAUUGUUUUAUGUAUGAAAAUAGAUUUGAAUCUCAAUUGCGCAUAGACUGAACCAAUUUGUGGAUGUUGUGGGCUCCAUUAGAACGUAUUUUGGUUCGCAACGCGGUCAACGAUUUAAUUUUUCACAAAAUUAGUUUAUGCAUGUUUUUGAUGCACUAUUAUAUCACAUUUGACUUUAAUGAUACAGAUAUAUAAGCGAUAUGUUGGCGCUUUUUUAACUGGGGGAAUUUGUGUCCACGAAGCUCUAAAUUAAAAACAAAACAAAAACAUUAUAAAUAUAUUUUAUAUUUAUGUUUCUUAUCUUCAUUCAAAUCAUAUUCUUUUUUUUUUGCUUAGAUCUUUAAGGUUAAAUGGGUUAAACAUAAUAAUGCAUUUUAAAAAUUGCAUCAACCUAUAUGGUGCCCCAUUAACCCGUAGGGUGUCCCUUUAACCCGUAUGAUGCCCCAUUAACCCGUAGGGUGCCCCAUUAACCCGUAUGGUGCCCCAUUAACCCGUAUGGUGCCCCAUUAACCCGUAUGGUGCCCCAUUAACCCGUAUGGUGCCCCAUUAACCCGUAUGGUGCCCCAUCAACCCGUAAGGUGCCCAAUGGCCGUUCAUGCUGGGUGGACUACAACGCGCGUUUCUUAUUAAAUGAACAAGCUUACUCUGAAUAAGAACUGUUCGACCAUUUUCCAUCGAAAACAACAUCGGAUGUCUAUGGACGGCUUACAAUGUCAGAAUUCUUAAAAUUUAUCUACGUUGCAAGUAAAUAGCAUAGUAAAUUCAAUUUAGCAGUUAAAAUUUAGUCAUAUAAAAUAUUUAUGCAAUAAUACGCUUCACUGGGUAUCAUUUUAAACAUACUUAUAUAAAUUACACGUUUAAAACUUAUAACGCUACAAUUAGUUCACAAUAUUAUUAGUAUUUGUAUGAACUACUUUUACUGAUGUGCCUGCAUCCGAGGUUGUUUUCUAUGGAAUAUUGUCGCGUAGAUCCAAUUGGUUUACUCUAUGUACCUUCCAUUUUCUAAUCAUUGAAUGAUCGAAUUGUAUGCAUUUUGAUUAAAUGUCACGUAAAACAUAUGUACAUGCAUAUUAUGGAAUAUUUAAUAUAAUAAGCCAUGUGUGUGUGUAAGAAAAUGUCAUUCUUUUGUAUUGUACAUUAUAUUAUUGUCAAGGUUCGAUUGAAUCUUGGGUUUUUCAUAAUCCCAAAUAUACAUAUAAUUAUAUAGAACAUUGUAAAAUAUAUAUUUAUGAAGAUAUGCAAUAAAUAUUUACACAUUU
Molecule: messenger RNA, 13455 nt
Organism: Mya arenaria
Lineage: Eukaryota; Metazoa; Mollusca; Bivalvia; Myida; Myidae
Exons: 19
Coding region: 607-9012 (2801 amino acids)
Source: RefSeq, a predicted model, not a curated record